AUGGCGACCCCCAAAUCCACACAGCUGCAGUCUCCAGUCGACAGGAACCUUCAAAACGUGGUGCUGGGCGAUCUCUUGUUCCAGCCAUGGAACCAAUCCAUCUACCCGGAAGACCUUGUAGCCAAGGACACCGAGCGGCUCUACGUCUGCCGGUGGUGCUUCCGAUACACGUGCGAUGCCGAUAUAUUCGACCAACAUAGAAAGGCCUGCGAGCAUCGCAUCACGCCGCCGGGAACCAAAGUCUACGACCAUGGCGGGUAUGCGGUUUGGGAAGUCGACGGUCAAGAUUACAAGUUGUUCGGACAAAACCUGUCUCUUUUCGCAAAGCUGUUCCUUGAUCACAAGACGGUGUUCUUCGAUGUCGCAACUUUCCUAUACUACAUUCUUACCUUCACCGACCCCGAGGAUCAUGAGAGCUACCAUGUCCUCGGCUUCUUUUCAAAAGAGAAGCUUUCCUGGGACGCGAAUAAUCUUGCCUGCAUUUUGAUCUUCCCACCUUACCAACACAAGCAGCUUGGAAAAUUGCUCAUGGGGGUGAGCUACAAGCUGAGCGGUUGGGACUCCAACGGUGGACCCAUUGGUGGGCCAGAGAAGCCAUUGAGUGAACUGGGCCACAAGAGCUAUGUCCGCUUUUGGGCCGAGCGGAUUGCCCGGUUUUUACUCCGCGGGAAGCCAACAAACAGCUCCCUCGACCCUGUUCAGCAGAAGCCCAAUUCCACUCCCAAGGGCUCGCGCAAGAGACCACCGCGUGAGACAAUGACCGUUGAGGAACUUGGACUGGGGACUGGGAUGCUCACUGAAGAUGUGAUCACUGCCCUGAAAAGCAUGGGGCUCUUUGAUCCUCAGGCGACCCCUAAAAAGCGCAAGUCAAACCGCACGGGGUCGGGGGAGGAUCCUACACCUCCUGGGCAGACGGUCACUAUUCAAAAGUCCGAUGUUUGGGACUGGGCUCAAGCACAUCACCUCGUAUGGGAGGACCCGGUCUGUGAAUCUGGAUUUGAGGGACUCUGGCCUCCUGUCAUCGCAUCCGAAGAGGAGAGCCAUAGGGAUGCCUUAGAAGAGGACUGA
This is a messenger RNA of Penicillium brevicompactum, 1068 nucleotides long. RefSeq names its product putative histone acetyltransferase (MysT1). The transcript has a single exon. The coding region runs from base 1 to 1068 and encodes 355 amino acids. Gene Ontology annotation, biological process: regulation of DNA-templated transcription. NCBI's taxonomy places the organism in Eukaryota, Fungi, Ascomycota, Eurotiomycetes, Eurotiales, Aspergillaceae. The record is from RefSeq and is a predicted model, not a curated record. Gene Ontology annotation, molecular function: histone acetyltransferase activity.